This is a messenger RNA of Penicillium lagena, 1650 nucleotides long. RefSeq names its product serine/threonine-protein kinase RIO1. Lineage: Eukaryota; Fungi; Ascomycota; Eurotiomycetes; Eurotiales; Aspergillaceae. Gene Ontology annotation, molecular function: protein serine/threonine kinase activity; ATP binding. Gene Ontology annotation, cellular component: preribosome, small subunit precursor; cytosol. The transcript is spliced from 2 exons. The record is from RefSeq and is a predicted model, not a curated record. Gene Ontology annotation, biological process: maturation of SSU-rRNA. The coding region runs from base 1 to 1650 and encodes 549 amino acids.
AUGGGGCCUGCCGAGACUCCUGUUCAAGCUGCUGGCCUCGCUGAUGGCCUUCAGCCAAGCCAUACUUAUGUUCCCAACGAAGGCUACGUGAACCCAGACAGCAACGAGUCUGACCUGGCGGGGCAAAAUCUCACCAGCCAACAAGAAGAAGAGGAAGACGAUGAAGAGUACUACGAUGAUAUCUUCGAGGAGGAAAUGGAUCAGGGCGAUUUCCUAUCCCAAAAUCCAGCCGAUCUGACCAAAGCCUACAACCGCCAACGGAAAUUGAACGAUCUGGCCGCCGACCCCAAUGCUCCGAAAUACACAUAUCCCAAGACCAAUACGCAGAAACCGACGGUGAACACCUACGCCGCCGUGGACGACCAGGUCAAGUCAUUGACUCGGCAUGCCGCCAAAAUCAAGCUCGACGACCAGCAGGCCGGAUUGUCCACUCGAGGCGAGCGCGGAGGAGAUAAAUCGGAUCGAGCGACGUCGGAGCAAGUGCUGGACCCGCGCACUCGGAUGAUUCUGUUGCAGAUGAUCAAUCGAGGCCUUGUUUCUGAGAUUCACGGAUGUCUCUCGACCGGAAAAGAGGCCAACGUGUACCAUGCCAUCUCGUUCCCGGACAACGACGAGGACGCAGCCCCGCAACACCGAGCGAUCAAGGUCUAUAAGACGAGCAUCCUGGUAUUCAAGGACCGCGACAAGUAUGUGACGGGCGAGUUCCGAUUCCGCCAGGGAUACAACAAGAGCAACAACCGAGCGAUGGUGAAAGUGUGGGCGGAGAAGGAGAUGCGCAAUCUUCGACGGAUUCACGCUGCCGGCAUUCCUUGUCCCGAACCGAUCUUCCUUCGAUUACAUGUUCUGGUCAUGGGUUUUCUUGGCAGCUCCAAGGGACUAGGUGCUCCCCGUUUGAAGGACGUGGAGUUCAAUAUUCCCGAGCCCGAAACGCGCUGGCACAGCCUGUACGUGGAAUUGCUGGGACUUAUGCGCGUGAUGUACCAGACUUGCCGAUUGGUGCACGCUGAUCUAAGCGAGUACAAUAUCCUCUAUCACAAGGAACGCCUCUACAUCAUCGAUGUCAGUCAAAGUGUCGAGCACGAUCAUCCCCGCAGCCUGGAGUUCCUGCGCAUGGAUAUCAAGAACGUGAGCGAUUUCUUCCGUCGCAAGGGCGUGCAUACGCUGUCUGAACGGACGGUGUUCCAGUUCAUCAUCGCUGCUGAAGGCCCUGUAGAUAUGACGUCUUCGAACCAACAGAUGUCUGAAGAAGUUGACACCGCCGUCUUCCGGCAGCAAUACAUUCCUCAGACUUUGGAGCAGGUCUAUGAUUUUGAGCGUGACGCAGAGAAGAUCCGUGAUGGCAGCGGCGCCGACCUGGUGUACGGUGAUCUCCUAGCCCGGGGCAAGAAGGAAGAAGAUGCCGAGUCUGAUGCUAGCGGCGGUGUCUCUGUAUCGGGCUCAGAGUCUGAUGGCAGCGGAGACGAAGUUGACGGACAGCCUCGUGAUCCGUUCGACAAGAAACCGCCGCGAGGGAAGCGUUUCGAGGACAAAGACGCCAAACGCGAACACAAACAAAAGGUCAAGGAGGAAAAGCGUGAGCAACGGUCGAAGAAGAUGCCCAAGCAUAUGAAGAAGCGUCUCGUUUCGACAUCCACGAAAAAGAAGAAAUAG